This is a messenger RNA of Mugil cephalus (flathead mullet), 4693 nucleotides long. RefSeq names its product monocarboxylate transporter 1-like. Gene Ontology annotation, biological process: transmembrane transport; monocarboxylic acid transport. Gene Ontology annotation, molecular function: monocarboxylic acid transmembrane transporter activity. Bases 285 to 1733 code for a protein of 482 amino acids. The record is from RefSeq and is a predicted model, not a curated record. Gene Ontology annotation, cellular component: membrane. The transcript has 5 exons. Lineage: Eukaryota; Metazoa; Chordata; Actinopteri; Mugiliformes; Mugilidae.
GCCCACUAUACGCAUGUGGUUCCUGGUACGCAUGCGCGCCAUCGUUGCUAUCACCGCCAUCCUCAAGUCGCCCGAUGUACCUGAGAUCACACGAGCAGAGUCCCCGAGCCGCCGCUGUCGUUAACAGAAACACUGAGACGUGACUCUUGAAACCGAGCCCCACCGGACCGAGCCGACACAGCCAAAGAGCCACGGUGCUGAGUUCUCAGUCCUAACACCGGUUCCUGUGGAGCAGCUUCCUCUUGUCAACUGAAUCCUCUUCUCUACCGUCUUCCUGAGCAGACAUGCCUCCAGCGUUAGGUGGGCCUGUGGGGUACACCCCUCCCGAGGGCGGCUGGGGCUGGGCGGUGGUGGUGGGGGCCUUCAUCUCCAUCGGCUUCUCCUACGCCUUCCCCAAGUCCAUCACUGUGUUCUUCAAAGAAAUAGAGGUCAUCUUCGACGCCACGCCCAGUCAGGUUUCCUGGAUCUCCUCCAUCAUGCUGGCCGUCAUGUACGCAGGAGGUCCCAUCAGCAGUAUCCUCGUGAACAAAUAUGGCAGCCGACCGAUCAUGAUGGCUGGCGGCUGUCUAGCGGGGUCAGGACUUGUUGCAGCCUCCUUCUGCAACACUGUGGAGCAGCUGUAUUUCUUCAUUGGAGUGGUGGGAGGAUUGGGGCUGGCAUUCAACUUGAAUCCUGCGCUCACUAUGAUCGGUAAAUACUUCUUCAAGCGGCGGCCCAUCGCCAACGGCAUUGCUAUGGCGGGCAGCCCCGUGUUUCUGUCCACUUUGGCUCCUCUCAACUCCUGGCUGUAUGAUGCGUUCGGGUGGAGGGGCAGCUUCCUCAUCCUGGGAGGACUUCUGCUCAACUGCUGCGUUGCCGGCUCCCUGAUGCGUCCCAUUGGACCCAAACCUCAGCCGGCCAAGCCCGACUCUGAGGGAGAGAAUUCAGUCCAGCCGCAACGUAAGACGUGCCUGCAGACCAUCAACUCCUUCAUCGACCUGACGCUGUUCAAGCACCGCGGCUUCCUGCUCUACCUGAUGGGCAAUGUGGUCAUGUUCUUCGGCCUCUUCUCUCCGCUCGUCUUCCUCUCUAAUUACGCCAAGAGCAAGGACAUCAGCAAAGAAAAGGCGGCCUUCCUCCUGUCAGUGCUGGCCUUUGUCGACAUGUUCGCUCGGCCCUCCAUGGGCUUGCUUGCUAACACGAAGUGGGUGCGGCCCAGGGUGCAGUACUUCUUCGCCGCUGCCGUCCUCUACAACGGAGUGUGCCACGUACUGGCGCCGCUGUCUGUGGACUACACAGGAUUUGUGGUGUACGCCAUCUUCUUUGGUUUCGCUUUCGGCUGGCUGAGUUCAGUGUUGUUUGAGACACUGAUGGACCUGGUGGGAGCUCAGAGGUUUUCUUCGGCUGUGGGUCUGGUCACGAUAGUGGAGUGUGGACCGGUGCUUUUAGGGCCCCCGCUAACAGGCCAAUUCUACACCUACUACAAACACUACGACUACACCUAUGUCUCCUGUGGCAUCAUCCUCAUUAUCUCAAGCGUCUUCCUCUUCGUGGGAAUGGGCAUCAACUACCGUCUGCUGGCAAAAGAGAAGAAAGAGGAGGAGAGAAAAGAGAGGGAGGACCAGAAAGAGGAGCGCGCUGCCAUGUUAGAACCUCCUUCACCGACAAAAUCUGACGGCCAGGUGGAGGAGAACAAGGUGCCAGCUGCUGUCACACUGGAGGACGUUGCCAAGAUGGACGAGGACAUAGUGUAAAGAUUUCUAAAACGAGCUGAAGGAGGACGCACACACUUCAGUUAUAACUACACACUGUCUUUUUAGAGAGAUAAUACCCUUUCACACAACCCGGAAGCCAUACAAACCAACCAUGUAUCAUUAGAGUCUGAGACCGGCCGCUGUUGAUUUUAGGCAGAUAUCAGCGUUUCACUAUGUUCAAGCCUCUGGAUGUCGUAUUUAACGUGCCUUUGGGCAAGUGUUCCAGGAGCACAGGCACCGCUUACAUAUAGAUCGACAGACACGCAACAGACGGCGUGACUGUGAGAUCACAAUCCAGUAGACUACAGGGACUUUGUCUCAGGGUCUUUAGCUGCCACAAAAGGUUCCAAACUUUACACGUUUUUUAAAAAAUCACCUAAAACGCAUCGCAAGAGUCGAAUCGAACAUUUUUGUUACAUUACUCAAAGAUACUGUACGUUUUCCCUCACCUUCAGCGCACACCUGCGUUGCUUCACUCCUCAAGGGCUAGAUGUGAAAUUUAAAAGCCCACAAUCAUAAUAUUGUAGGAAAAUUUAUAGUAUAUUUAACUGUUAAUAGUUUGGAGGCAACACCGGUAUUUCAUUGCGACAGAACACAAAAAAGGAAGACUUUAGGGAAUAAAGUAGAUGUUCACUACCACACAGGGAAGACUAACGCUUAUAUUGGAAUCGGUGACGUGUUUAACCUUUAGUUGAGAUGUGAAAUAACACACAAAAACUGAAUUACCUGUGAGUGUAAAGGAGGAAGCUUAAAACGUACGCAGGAAUCAUUUUGAGAGCAGCGGUGCUCAACAGUCGGAAACUAAGUCACCACGUGAGUUAUCUGCAGUAUUGGAGGCACUGUGAACGGUGCGCUUGUGCAUCCCCCGAGAAGAGCUGUUCAUCCGACGUCGUGUUGAUAGAGAUGAGGCACGUUGGAACAAGAAAGAUAAAUCCGCUGUGCAGCCUGCAGGUUGAGACGACUCGCAGCGUUAAAUGGCACCGCACACUGGCUUUGGGAGGAAUAACGGUGUGAUUACUGGAUGCGCGUGUGUACUUUGACUAGCUUGAUUGAAGGAAAAAAAAAAAAAGAAAUUGCACACAAUUGUAUUGGGUCAUAAUGUGCUCUGUUGUUUUUUUUUUAAAUUGUGAAUAACAAUUUUUCAGAUAUCAGUUUCUACAAACCCCCAAAAAAUCUAUUUUAGCUCAAUCUUUUUAAUGGUUUUUAAUGUUUUAUUGAAUGAUUGUGAUGAAAUGAAAUGCGUGUUAAUGUAAGCGUUUCAUCAUUUCAUGUGUCUGAAAUGCAACCGCUGCAGUAUGGCCACGUCCUGCAGGUUAUCUCUAAUCAGAACAAAAUGUGACAUAUCAGAGCUACUUCGUUCAAGUCUGUAACAGAUACCCGCUGACCGGUGACUGGGGUCACUGCCAGCAGGAGUAUCUGAUACAUCUCUGGGAAGCUUUUGCUUCGGUAUAAAUCUGAGGGGACGGAAGACGUGUGGAGGUGUGAGCUGUUUAAUAAAUUUCGAGAACAAAUUCGCUGAGAGACGAGAGCCGGACACGUUGUGAAGAAGCCACAAAGUAUUGAAAGAUGGACUAACACAAAUAUAGUUUUGGUCUUUUCUUGUUGUUAAUUAACAUGAUGCGCUUAAUCCUUUAUAAUCUGAAGAAACCCCAGAUUUAAUGGAAGAUGGAAAUGUUUCUGUAGGGGAACACUACUUCAGUCAUUUGCUCUAGUAUUUCCGUCUUCACAGAGAAAAUGUCCUGCGAGUGGUUGAAGCAGCAAGGCAAAUACCAGGGAUGCAGAUUUCAUGUUUUCUAUUUAAUUUAAUUGGUGACGGUGCACAUUUACACUGUCUGCUUCAAUUUGUUUGUAUGAAAUUAUUAUAUCAUUACCAAAUGUGUCUAUGGGGCCCGAGAGUUGUGAGAGGAUUUUUUUGAGGACUAUGAUUGCUUUAGCUCACGGUUAAAAUGAAGUGAAGUUAGAAUUGACUGUGACCCAUGGCAGAGUGCUGACCUGUGCUAUGAUACAGUAUUGAGUUAAGUGCACACUGUUGUUGGCUGUGACGACAGUGAGAGUUGCUCAGGCAAAUAAAACUAGAGGAGCACUUCACCAGUUCUCUGACUGGCUGCAGGCAUGUCUGCACUGUUGUUGUUAUGAUUAUGGCUGUGAAAAAAAAUCAUUUUCAAGGUCCAAGACACCGACUGUCCUGUUUUGUGUUGGUCAUGCAUCGGUCACAGAAGCAAGAUCCAAAGCUGCAUACGGAGUGCAAUGUGUAACCAUUCAUACAGCCACAACUUAAUGACUUCACAGCAGGAAGGGCUGCAGCUCUGCUUUCAAUCAGGAAGUGAUCAGAGUAGGUAAAUAGACAUUUUAUUGAUCCAGAGUGUAACAAAAUCACGCAUAGACAGUCCUCAACAAUAAUUUACACUCACCUGUCGGGACCCUGUAGUCUUCAAAACAGUUAAUCACAGUGUGUAACUCAAAGAGUAAACGCUCUUUGAUUUUUAAUGCACGUCAGCUUGUGUGUUACUUUUAAAGGUACUCAUGGUACCAAUGGGAAACUACUUUCUCUGUCAUCAAGUGUCCACCUGUCCAAAUACUUGAAUCUAAAGCAAAUCUCUUGAGGUCACUGGUCUUCUUUCAGGGGAAAGAGAUGAUCUGCAGACAGACUUGCUUUCUCUGUGUCCACAUCCCACUGCUCUAAACCCUAAAUUCCAUUCAUUUACACCAUUUACAGUAUUAUACUGUUAUUCACUAGGCUGAUUCUGAUCAUAAAUUGACUGAAAACUUCUGUUAUUUUGCCUUUGAGACAAGAAUUUGAAUAAAGGUGGCACAAUACUGCGUAUAUUUAAAAAAAAUCCUGUUUCAUCGAAAAUUAGGUUAAUAUUUUCUGGUGCAGGGGGUUUAAAAAUGGUACUUAUUGCCCCAGCACAUCCUAGUGUUUUGUAUAUAUAAAAAAAGAUCAAAUAAUUUUAUGUUGA